CUAACCAGCUCUCCUCCGUCACCGCCAUUUUUGCUCCUCCGAUUUUCGUCGGCCAUGGCCUCUUCUCCGUCUUCCUCCCUUGCGUCCACGCUCUCGAAUUCCCCAUUUUGCCCCUACCCUCCCUCCAAAUUCUCGUCCCCGCUCGUCUCCUUCUCCCGCGCCCUCCGGCCGCUCCCUUCCCUGCUCGACGCCGCCCGCCGGCACCGCCCUCGGGGAAGGGCGGCGGCGGCGGCGGCGGCGGUCCGAGCUCAGACGCUCGACUUCUCCGGCACCUUCUUCGAGGGCGGGCUGGGGUCCGACGACGACCCGGGGUCCCCGCCCGGGUCGGGCGCGACGGCGGUGGAGGACAGGGAGGAGCCCCAGUGCCCGCCCGGGCUUCGGCCGUACGAGACCAUGGCGGUCUUGAGGCCCGACAUGUCCGAGGACGAGAGGCUCGCGUUGACCCAGAAGUACGAAGAGCUGCUUGUUGCUGGAGGCGGAAUGUACGUUGAGGUUUUCAACAGAGGUGUGAUUCCAUUGGCCUACAGCAUCAAGAAGAAGAACAAAGCAGGGGAAUCUAACACCUACUUGGAUGGUAUCUACCUUCUCUUCACCUAUUUCACCAAACCCGAGUCUAUUGAGACUCUGGAGGCGACCCUGAAUACUGAUGAUGACGUAAUCCGAUCAUCUACCUUCAAAAUAAGGAAGAGGAAGUAUUAGUUUCUUUUGUAAAAUCACAGGUCUCUCGCCAGAGGUGGAAAGGAGGCGAAAUUCUUGCAUGCGACCAAUUUUACUUAUGGUUCUGCUUUUGCAAAUAUUGCGGUCCGGCGUUAUAGCUUCUUCUUUCCUAUUUUUUUUCACCCUUUUCUGCUGUAGGAUAAUCCGGUUGGUAGAGGUGGGCUGGUGAGCAUAUCCGUGGCUUGUAUGUUGUGCCCUGAAGCUUUGUAAAAGAGCAGUUCCUGGAAAUUAUCUUGCAUUUUCCUUGGUUAUUUGAAGCUCUUGUGGGAUGUUCUCUCCCCCUUCUCUCUC
Messenger RNA from Eucalyptus grandis, 1008 nucleotides. Its product is annotated as 30S ribosomal protein S6 alpha, chloroplastic. Lineage: Eukaryota; Viridiplantae; Streptophyta; Magnoliopsida; Myrtales; Myrtaceae. Gene Ontology annotation, molecular function: structural constituent of ribosome; small ribosomal subunit rRNA binding. Gene Ontology annotation, biological process: translation. The coding region runs from base 55 to 699 and encodes 214 amino acids. Gene Ontology annotation, cellular component: ribosome. The record is from RefSeq and is a predicted model, not a curated record. The transcript has 2 exons.